AUGGAGCGGGUCACCAACGGUUCUGCGGGGGCGGGGGCGCGAGCGCGCGGGCGCCGCCGCGGGGGUGGGCGCCCCCGAGGAAGCCGUCGCGGCUGCGUGUCCAGCCGCACCAAGGGCGACGUCUCGGCCGGAAUGAAACGUGUGCUGGUGACGCCGCAGCUGGCGCGGCGCGUGACGCGGCCGGGCGGCGGGUGCACUUGCGGCCGCCGUCGCCGCUCGCCGCCGCCGGCAGCCGCCGCCGGUUCGCUGCGCCGCGCCGGCAGCACCGCCCUACCUGUCGUGGGAGCAGUUGAUGCAGGGACGGAGCGGCUUCCGGGCGCGUUCUUCCUGUAUUCAGCGCGGCGCGAGCGGCGCGCGCGGGCGCAGGUGUGCUCGCGCUGGCGCGACGUGCUGUACCGCCAGCGCGCGCUUCUGGGCCGGCUGGUGCCCGUGCUGCGCUGCCGGGAGCUGCGCGCCGCGCCCUGCGCCGAGCGCGCGCGCCUGUACGCGUCGCUGCUGCGCCGCGGCUUCCACGCCGUCUGCCUGCUCGGCGCCACCGACGAGGACGCGCUCGACCUCGUGCACUCCUUCCCGCAGGCCACCAAGCACGUGCACUCGCUCAGCCUGCGCUGCUCCAGCGUCAGCGACCACGGCCUGGAGGCGCUGCUCGACCACCUGCAGUUUGUUGUUUCUGACAUUGUAGUAGUGAGAACAGCGAAGUCAAAAGUCUUUGUAAGAAAUGCUGAAAUCAAGAAAAAGGAGAAAAAGAUGAAUAGUUGUGCUUUUUUGUCUGUUAGAAUGAUUCGAGGUCUGUAA
Molecule: messenger RNA, 795 nt
Organism: Gryllus bimaculatus (two-spotted cricket)
Lineage: Eukaryota; Metazoa; Arthropoda; Insecta; Orthoptera; Gryllidae
Source: the annotation of a GenBank genome assembly